GAAGAUUCUUUAUUUAAUAAGGCAGUUGAAUAAGUGAACCAGUGUACUGUCGAUUUAAUUAUCCGAUAAAAAUGAAAAGAAACGGAAUAAGUCAUAUUUUUGUCCUCACAUUCGUUAUUUCUAUUCUUGUGGCGAUCAAUAUCCACGAUGUCGAUGCUAAAAUGAAUCCAGAUCAGCUCAGAAAUAUGUUGAAACCUAUGGCUAAAACUUGCAUUCAAAAAACAGGAGUGGACAAAGAUCUUGUUGCUGCCACGAAAGACGGCGUUUAUGCAGAUGAUCCGAAACUUAAAUGUUACGAGACUUGUCUUAUGAGAAUGAUGAAAUCUAUGACAAAAGACAAUAAACUCGCUGUUGAUUCUAUGAUAAAACAAAUUGAAAUGAUGGUUGAAGAUGAAUGGGUUGAAAAAAUGAAAACAGCGACAAUAACGUGUGCCGAAAAAUCAUCAAGUACUGAUCCAUGUGAAAUUGGCUGGGAGUUUGUGAAAUGUUACGAUGAAUUUGAUCAUUCGCUGACAUUCUUUCCAUAAUUUUAUGCAACAAGAAUCAAAAUAUUUAAUCGAAUGAGGAACUAAUAAAUAUUUAUGAUAAAAAUAUUAUAAAAAAAAAAAAUUCUGAUUCAAUAAAGAAUUACUAUCAUUAUUAAUAUAAUGGAUAAUAAAAAA
Messenger RNA from Chelonus insularis, 662 nucleotides. RefSeq names its product general odorant-binding protein 72-like. Gene Ontology annotation, molecular function: odorant binding. Bases 72 to 527 code for a protein of 151 amino acids. The transcript is spliced from 6 exons. The record is from RefSeq and is a predicted model, not a curated record. NCBI's taxonomy places the organism in Eukaryota, Metazoa, Arthropoda, Insecta, Hymenoptera, Braconidae.